AUGGAAACCAGCCAAACUGAGAAUGAAGUCACAAAGGAAACGGCUGGGGAUGAUUACUUCACUAGCUACAAUGAUGUCAGUGUUCACGAACUCAUGCUAAAAGACAGACCCCGAACACUGGCUUAUAAAAAAUUCUUUGAAGAAAAUCGGAAAUAUAUUGUGGACAAAAUCGUCAUGGAUGUUGGCAGCGGUUCUGGAAUUUUAAGCAUGUUUGCUGCCGCAGCAGGCGCCAAAAAAGUUUAUGCCGUUGAAGCAAGUGAAAUGGCAGAUGUGUGUGAAAAUGUUGUCGAAUGCAACGGUUUUAAGGACAAAAUUGAAGUCAUACACAAAAGAGUCGAAGAUGUGGAACUUCCCAACAACGAAAAAGUCGAUGUCAUAGUUUCGGAAUGGAUGGGGUUUUAUCUACUACAUGAAUCUAUGUUAGAUUCCGUUAUAUUUGCCAGAGACAAGUUCCUGAAACCCAAUGGAAUCAUGGUGCCAUCGCAUGCAAAUCUUUUAGUGGCGCCAGUCAACAUGGAAAAAUAUUACAAUGAUCAUUUUGAGUAUUGGAAUAAUGUGUAUGGUUUUGACCUGUCUCCUAUGAUGCCACAUGCAAUGGCCGAGGCAAUGAAAGAACCUUUAGUUACUGAAAUUUCCGAAAAACAAAUUUUAGCAGAAUCUGAUUUCAUAAUUGCGUUCGAUUUGAAAUCGGUGACUUUGAAUGAAAUUGAAAAUGUUGAAAAAUCUUUUGAAUUUGAGUUGAAAGAUUCUUGCACGGUUCAUGGCUUUGCCACGUGGUUUAAUGUUGUGUUUACCACGAGUCCAUCUGCUGAACAAACUCAUUGGAAGCAGACUAUUAUAUUUAUUCCACAAGCGUUGGAGUUUGAGAAGGGGAAGUUUUUGAAUUUAAUUGGAUUAAUGAAAACGAGUAAAGCUAUGCAGUGUUCUAUGAGGGAAAUUUUUUUAAAAUUCUUAGCAUAA
This is a messenger RNA of Lottia gigantea (owl limpet), 960 nucleotides long. RefSeq lists its product as hypothetical. Gene Ontology annotation, molecular function: protein-arginine N-methyltransferase activity. The coding region runs from base 1 to 960 and encodes 319 amino acids. The transcript is spliced from 4 exons. Gene Ontology annotation, biological process: peptidyl-arginine methylation. The record is from RefSeq and is a predicted model, not a curated record. Lineage: Eukaryota; Metazoa; Mollusca; Gastropoda; Lottiidae.